Molecule: messenger RNA, 2136 nt
Organism: Acanthamoeba castellanii str. Neff
Lineage: Eukaryota; Discosea; Longamoebia; Acanthamoebidae
Product: RhoGEF domain containing protein
Exons: 18
Coding region: 1-2136 (711 amino acids)
Molecular function (GO): guanyl-nucleotide exchange factor activity; protein binding
Source: RefSeq, a predicted model, not a curated record
AUGGGUGGCCGAGGUGCUGAUGGAGGACCUGAACGCCCUCAAGGAGGAAAAGACGGCCACUUCCACGAGCUCCUUCGGGACGGUGUACUGUUGUGCCGACUCAUGCUGUCACUAAAAAUGGGCUCGGUGCCGCGGUACUACGAGGGCAAGGACCUCAACCAAGCCUACCGACGGAAGGAAAACAUCGGCUUCUUUUUGGCGGCCUGUGAAGAGUGUGGCAUCCCGCCAACCAAACGUUUUGCUUUGAGCGACCUGGACCGGCACGGAAACAGUGCCCGAGUGAUGGAGUGUAUAGAGGCGAUUGCCGAGACGGCGGACAAGGAAUGGAAUUUCUACUUCAAGCUCAAGCCCAAGGAGGAGAUGUACAAGCGGAACAUCACCUUUGACGAGGGCGACCGAAAGCGGGCCGAGAUCCUCCUCGCCCGCUUCGCCUACCGCAACACCACAGCCAGCACCGCCUCCAAGGAGAAGGCCCUCGCCCAAGACGACGCUCCGGCGAGCGGGGUGAUGGCCAACGAAAAGGUGGUCCGGGGUGUGGUGUUGCUGCAGGCAUUGGUUCGCGGCGGCCGCGCACGGAAGGCCUACAUCAAACGAGUGCGAGACGUGGCCUACCGGGAGAACGUGGCGCGAGAGAUUUUGCAGACGGAGAAGGACUACGUCAACAACCUCAUGCUCCUCAUGAGCGUGUUCAUCAACCCCAUCAAGGAGAGCCUCACCGACAACGUCUGGAAACCCAAAAACGGAUCCAAGCUCGGCGAGGUGACGUUGAAGGAGGUAAAGUCACUGUACAACGAUCUGCAGGUGAUCGUGAACUACAACGGCAAAUUGCUGCGCGACCUCACACCACGCGUCGAGAAGUGGACGCCACACCAAAAGCUCGGCGACAUCUUCCUCCAGCUCGGCCUGUUCUUGAAGGUCUACACACAAUACGUGAAGGACUAUGACCGAGCACGAAGUGAGUUGGCCCACGCCCGCAAGAACUCGCUGGAGUUCGGUGCCUACAUCACGGACCUGGAGAAGUCGAACGGGGCCAAGCUGGAGAACAAGGACAUCUUCGCGUACCUCAUCAUGCCCGUACAGAGGAUCCCCCGAUACCAGCUCCUCCUCAGGGACCUCCUCAAGCACACCGAAAAGGACCACAACGACUUCGAAUCCCUCCAAAAGGCCGAGGAGUCGGAGCAUGUACAUUUGGUCUCGACCAUCCAAUCCCGCUUCAGCAACAGAGCAGAGAACUUGGUGGUGCCUGGGCGCAAGUUUGUGCGACAGGGCACGCUCAUCGUGUGGUCCGUCAAACAGAAGAAGCGACAGCCCAACCAAGUCUUCCUCUUCUCCGACCUCCUCGUCGUGGCCAAGAGCACUGGCAGCGGAUUGGCGGCGCUGAAGCGGAAAAAGCCAAUGGCCGCAGAGAAGGACCUCAAGUUCCGUGCCUCGUUCCAACUCAAAUACCUCGUCCCGCGAUCCAUACCCGACGACCCCAAGAACAAGCACAGCUUCGGGUUGGACACUGAGUUCGGUGAGUCGCUGAUCCGCUUCUUUGCCGAGAGCGAACUGGAGAAGACCGAGUGGGUCAACGAGCUCACCACCAUCAAGAAGAAGAUGGACGGCGACCGAGCCGCCCGAGAAGAUCUGAUCAACAGCUUGACGCGAAAGAAGGGCGGCAUGCAGGGACGAGAGUUGAAGCGCGCCAUCUCCACCAUCGAGCUGAACCAGGCCGCCAACGAAUUGCUGGGCUCGCCUCAGAUCGCGGCGCUCCGAGCGGCCGCCCUUCGCCCUCGUGGCCAGUCCCUCACCAACGACGUGCCCAAGCGAGCCGCCGUCUACGUGCCGGCCGGGCAGAAGAGCAGCCCGAUCGGCGGCCCGGCGUCGGCGCCCAACAGCCCCUACACCUCCUCCCUCAGCUUCCCCGCUGUCGACAACGGCGGCUGCCAGCCCCGAUUCCGCACCACCUCCUGCCGCACUCUGCCCAAGAUGGCCGAGCGCCCCGAAGGCCUUGAAAGUUCGUUGAAGACUACGACCGUCGUGCCGUCGUCGCCCCGCAAGAAGUCCAAGAGCAAAUCGAAGGAGGCCCUGCCCGCCGCAGCCAACGAAGAAAAAGACGGCGCGGCCGACAAUGACGACACCUCCUCCGCGCAGUGA